AUGGAAGAAAAUGUAGAAAACCAGGAAAAGCCAGCUAAUACUGAACAGGUCGAAGAGAGACACAACAGUGUAGACCAAUCGACAGUUUCAGCAAAUUCUGCUGAUUCAGCGAAGGCUGAGAACUCAGAAAAUGCUGUAAACCCAGAGAAACCUUUGAUUUCCGAUACAGCUGUUGAGGAAGUUGUGAUCAAGUGUGAUGUCAUUGAAAUAUCAGAUGAAGAAGAGGAAGUACCACAAAAGAAAAAAGGCAGAAAGAAGCCAUCCAACAAGGUCCACCCUUGCGAUGUAUGCGAGAAAGUGUUCCAGACCGGCUAUGAGUUGAAGAAGCACCGUAGAACCCACACAGGGGAGAGGCCGUACAUGUGCACUACUUGUGGAAAGACUUAUACGCAGUUGGGGCAUCUUAGUAUACACCAGCUGUCACAUAAAGGCAUUAAGAACUUCAACUGCGGUGAGUGCGGUUCCUCCUUCUACCGUAAGGCGGAUCUGGAUAGACAUGAGAAGGCUCACCGGGGAAUCAAACCUCACACCUGCGAGAUUUGCUCGAAAAGCUUCACGCAGAAAAACAAUCUGGUCAUGCAUAUCAAGAUGCACGUGGGAGAUAGGAGAUACGAAUGCGAGGUCUGCAAGAAACGCUUCAUGACCCGAAGCAAGCUCUCCCUGCACUCCCGAAGACACGAUAAAAUCAAAAAGUGCCCACCCGAACAUAUGGUCGUGGGCCUUAUGCCUGACGUAUAUAACAGUGAUUGA
Molecule: messenger RNA, 750 nt
Organism: Chilo suppressalis (striped riceborer)
Lineage: Eukaryota; Metazoa; Arthropoda; Insecta; Lepidoptera; Crambidae
Source: the annotation of a GenBank genome assembly